CUGAGCAGGUCCUUAUCGGGAACAAACCGGAACAGCUCACCUGUGCGUCAGGUGCCCGGAGCCGGGCCGGUUCCGGAGAGGCUCCACCUCCCGCGGGGCGCAGCUCCUCUCUGCGCCCCCCCACCCCCCUCUCUCUCUCCACACUCAGAGCUGUUGUUGCCACGGCACAGGAGGGCGGAUAGGUCGCCCAAAGACCGACUCACGAAACGCGCGGAUCUCCCACAACUCGUCGCCAUGAGCGCGAUUUCCACAGAAAACGUGUUUUUUACCGCCUUACAGCCCAACAGCUCGGUAACCACCUACGGUCUCCCCUCUGAAAUGCAGCUCGGGAACGGGGGCUCCGCUUCGGACAUGGAGGCGAAAGCUCGGCGUGUCCAGCAACAGGUCCAGAUGAGGCUGGCGGAGAAGUCCACACUUCCGCGUCAGAAUGGAACGGCCUCACAGUUCGCCAUGUCAGACUAUGAUGGUUCAUCCACAGUCAAAUACAACACCUACACCCCAAAUUUCAGCUCCAAGUCAUCCUUUAUGUACUCGGGUUCCAGAACGAUGGGCCCUCAAAUGUCUCAGAGGAACAACUUCAGCAGCAGGUCUGCUGGCCCACAAUUGGCCCAAUUUCAGAAGAUGAGUAUUGGGGGUGGGUUUGUAGGUGGUGGCGACGGAGGUUUUUACCAAGACGACUUCCAUGUCGGUGGCCACCGAGGAACCAUGAGGCAACAGAGCCGGAUGGAUCACGAUGCCAUGUCUUUCCAUUCCAUUCGAAACCCGCCUAUCGAUAACAGCGACAACGGAAGCAUGAUGUCGGAACGGGACGCCGUGUUGAGUCACCAGUAUGCCCAGAGUGCAGUCAAUGGGUACGCCACCCAGAGGGGGCAGGGAGGGGGCACAAUGACCUAUCAGGCCCCCAUGCGCAGAUCUCUAAGUAGCACCCUCAUACAUAGUGGGGGGAUGAUGGGAGGAGGAGGGGCUGAGGUGAUCCAGCAGCAGCAUUCCUUCAAAGGCCCAGCCUACCGUACCAUCAACAGGAUUGCAAACCGAAACCGGAUGAGUAUGGGCUCCACAUCUGGGAACAUCAUGUCCGCCAGUGCAAGCAGCUUUGGUGGAGGAAGAGACAGAGUUGAUCAAGGGUUUAUCAUGCCCGUGAUGCCCUCUGGUUCCCAGGGGAACCUCCUCAUGCAGCGUCAAGGAAACUUGUCCCGUGCCGCCUCACUCAAAAGCAUCCACAGUGUGGGGAAGGGCUAUGAUGUGACUGGGAUGAACGGCGGCGAGUUCGAUAUAAAUGGAUUAAAUGACAUGGACAUGGCCACGGCAGUGGAUUUUCUGAGACAAGAUGACACUGGUCUUCAGGUCCUUGGUGCCGCAUACAUUCAACAUCAGUGCUACAAUCAUAUAGAGUCGAAAGAUCAGGUACGUCUAAUGGAGGGCAUUGAACCGUUGGUGAAGUUGAUCAGCAGCAAAAAUCGAGAAGUGCAAGGUUAUGUCACUGGUGCCACACGUAACCUCAUCUAUGGGAACAAUGACAACAAAAAGGCCCUGGUUCAACUGGGGGGCAUACCAGCGCUGGUCAAAGCCCUUGAGGAUGAGGACGAAGAGCUUCAAAAAAACAUCACAGGCAUUCUCUGGAAUCUUUCAUCCAGAGAAACUAUGAAAGACCUACUGGCUAAGGAAACACUUUAUGACCUCACUAAGAAGAUCCUCGUUCCUUUGGUAGCCAAAGAUUUGCAUGUUAACGAAGACCUUUCUCUUGAGGAGAUCAUCUACAACACCACAGGAUGCCUUAGGAAUCUGAGCUCUGGAAGUGACAAAACCCGUACACUUAUGAAAGAUACCGACGGUUUGGUGGAGUCUUUGGUCACGUAUUUCAACAAGUCUGUUGAAAAGGACGUGAUCGAAAAUAAGGGGGUGGAGAAUGCAAUGUGCAUCUUGAGAAACCUUUCGUACAAGGUCCUUGAAGAACUUCCUCCAUCUGUCAAAGCGCGCCUUGGAGAAAACAGAGAUUUGGACACAGAAGACAUGGGCACAGUUGGCUGCUUUACACCUCAGAGUAGAAAAGCCAAAAAGAAGAAGACUCAAUUAACAUUCAGUGAGAUUUCCAAAAGUCCAAAGGACCAGGAGUGGCUUUAUCACCCGAAGAUCUUGGGGGUGUACCACACUGUGAUGAAGUCACGUCUAGCCAACACCACAUGCCGCGAGGCGGCCAUUGGAGCUAUGCAGAACAUCACAUCUGGAGAUAUGAAUUGGGCCUCAGAAUUGAGCAACUGGGCUCUGGAGCAGGAGCGCGUACUGCCAACCAUAUUGGAUUGUCUGUACACCGAUGUGGAAAAUGAGCUGCGUUCUCUCACUUGCCUUUUAAGAAAUUUGUCCCGCCAUACCAACAAUAAGGAUGAUAUGGCCACAAAGACGAUAAACAGUCUGCUGGAGAAAUUGCCCCGUAACUCACCAAACGACACUUCCAACGAAGUGAUAUUGAACAUCUGCGGUGUUUUGAAUAACCUGGUGACCGGAAGCUUUGUGGCUGCCAGGGACAUUAACUUCUUUAAUGGCGUGGAAAAACUGAUGGGCAUCAAGAAUACAAAGGACACCAGCCCCGGGGGUCUAAGAGCAGCCAAAGCAGCAUCAACAGUCCUCACCAACAUGUACCAUUACAAGAAACUGCGUAAAAAGUACCGUACGGUAAGAAACCCCUGAAAUUAUUACAC
Messenger RNA from Menidia menidia (Atlantic silverside), 2696 nucleotides. The record is from the annotation of a GenBank genome assembly. NCBI's taxonomy places the organism in Eukaryota, Metazoa, Chordata, Actinopteri, Atheriniformes, Atherinopsidae.